Caenorhabditis remanei is the source of this 825-nucleotide messenger RNA. RefSeq lists its product as uncharacterized. Lineage: Eukaryota; Metazoa; Nematoda; Chromadorea; Rhabditida; Rhabditidae. The record is from RefSeq and is a predicted model, not a curated record. Bases 1 to 825 code for a protein of 274 amino acids. The transcript is spliced from 6 exons.
AUGGCAAUAUUCAUAUUUGAUGGAACCAGUGUCAUUUAUGUUUCGACUUUAGUUGCUCUGAUUCUGAUAUGGGUAGUUAUCAUCGGACAACGACAAAUUUGGAGACAUCGACACAAUGUUGCUCGAGUUAGACCUCAGAUCGCUCUAAACUCUCGAAUAUCAUCGAAAAAUGCUGUAACUCUUCGUGAAAAUCAAUUGGAUGCCGUGAUGCGUCUUCGAUGUGAAAACCAAGCUCGUCUCACAGAUUGUGUUUCGCUUCAAUUCCAUGGUGAGAAACCAUAUGUGCAUCGUAUGAUUGCUGUAGAUGAAGUGGCUCUAGAAAUCGAUGGUCAAUUGAAUAGAAUCGAAGGAGCAGUUCAACGACAAGCAGGCGAAUCCACGUAUUCGUAUUUGAAGAGAAUUCGAGAGAAAGUUCCAUCGAUUCCAUUAAAUCUGGUGCAGAGAAUCGCUUUUCUGCAAGAAGCUGCGAGAUAUCGACCGGAGAAGUUUGCAGUUGAACAAGUGAUGGAAUUGAGAUCAUCACUCAAUCAAUUUGUAAAAAUCCUGUCAGCAGAAUACGAAUCAUUGGCCGACGAGCCAGAUAUGGCUGCUCCACGUGGAGUCAUCGCGUCAUUUUAUCAAUUUGGACAAAAAAUCAUGCCGAAUAACUCAGGAUCGAAAAGAAGAAGAAAUAAGUUUGGAGGAAGUGACGGUGUCCGCCUUCUUAUGAAAGAACGAGAAGAACAAAUGUCUCUGUUAUCUCCACUGGCUCGUCAAUCUGCAGACUCACCGGCUCCUCAUUUGAGACGACAAUCCGAUUCCCAUUCUGCUCUCUUGCCACAAUAG